UCGUUCAUCUGCCUCAGUCCUUACCUCUAUUUCUGCUCUCUCGCCGACUCCACACUUUCUGAAUCAUGGAUCUCGCGGCGAGGUGUUUGUUUCUGCUGUCGAGCGUUUGCGCGGUAUUACCGAUCGAUCUGGACGCGGUUGAGCCGAGCUACUACGAGGAGACCCCAACUUCUUCGGAGACGAUCGACUACAAAGAUCCCUGCAAAGCCGUUGCCUAUCUGGGGGACAUAGCACUGGAUGAAGAGGAUAUGCACAUGUUUAAAGUGGACCGUAUUGUGAACGUAGUCCAGAGAACCAUCACGGACCUCAGCCAGACAGAUACAGGUUUGUCUGCCAAUGAGACGAGUCCAAACACUGCGGUGUCCAAUCGGCAGGGCUCGCGACGCAGGAAGAGGGCAGCGACGUCCAGACCCGAGAGGGUGUGGCCUGAGGGAGUCAUUCCGUAUGUCAUAAGUGGGAACUUCAGUGGUAGUCAGAGGGCCAUAUUUAGGCAGGCCAUGAGGCACUGGGAGAAACACACAUGUGUGACCUUCAUCGAGAGAACCACAGAGGAGAGCUACAUAGUCUUCACCUACCGGCCGUGUGGGUGUUGCUCAUAUGUGGGUCGCAGAGGCGGGGGGCCCCAGGCGAUAUCCAUCGGCAAGAACUGCGACAAGUUCGGAAUCGUGGUGCACGAGCUCGGUCACGUGAUCGGGUUCUGGCACGAGCACACGCGGCCGGACCGCGACGACCACGUCAGCAUCAUACGUGACAACAUCCAGCCAGGACAGGAGUAUAACUUCUUGAAGAUGGAGCCCGGGGAAGUGGACUCUCUAGGGGAAACCUAUGACUUUGAUAGCAUCAUGCACUACGCCAGAAAUACAUUUUCCAGAGGCAUUUUCCUGGACACCAUUCUGCCCCGGUAUGACAUAAAUGGAGUCCGUCCGCCCAUCGGCCAGAGGACCAGGCUGAGCAAAGGAGACAUCGCACAGGCACGCAAACUUUACAAGUGUCCAAGAUGUGGAGACAGUCUUCAGGAGAGUAGUGGGAACUUCUCCUCUCCCGGUUUCCCCAAUGGCUACUCUGCGUAUAUGCACUGUAUCUGGAGGAUCUCCGUCACACCCGGCGAGAAGAUCAUCCUAAACUUUACCUCCAUGGACCUGUAUCGGAGCCAUCUGUGCUGGUACGACCACGUGGAGAUCAGAGACGGAUACUGGAGGAAAGCUCCCCUGAAAGGCCGCUUCUGUGGCGACAAGCUCCCCGAGCCGAUCGUUUCGACGGACAGCCGUUUGUGGAUUGAAUUUCGUAGCAGCAGCAACUGGGUGGGAAAAGGCUUCUCUGCUGUCUAUGAAGCUAUCUGUGGUGGCGAGGUUAAGAAGGAUAACGGACAGAUCCAGUCUCCCAACUACCCAGACGACUACAGACCCAAUAAAGUGUGUGUGUGGAAGAUAACUGUGGCUCAGAGCUACCAUGUAGGCCUAACGUUUCAGUCCUUUGAGAUCGAGAGGCAUGACAGCUGUGCCUAUGACUAUCUGGAGGUCCGGGACGGAAACUCUGAGAGCAGCCCUCUCCUGGGCCGCUUUUGCGGAUAUGACAAGCCCGACGACAUCAAGAGCAGCUCCAACCAACUGUGGAUGAAGUUCGUCUCCGACGGUUCCGUCAACAAGGCCGGCUUUGCCGCCAACUUCUUUAAAGAGAUGGACGAGUGUUCGCGGCCUGACAACGGCCGUUGCGAACAGCGCUGCAUGAACACGCUGGGAAGUUACAAGUGCGCCUGCGACCCGGGCUACGAGCUGGCCGCAGAUAAGAGGAGCUGUGAGGCGGCCUGCGGUGGCUUCAUCACCAAGCUGAACGGCUCCAUCACCAGCCCAGGCUGGCCCCGCGAGUACCCGCCCAACAAGAACUGCAUCUGGCAGCUGGUGGCACCCACGCAGUACCGCAUCACUCUGCUCUUCGACGUCUUCGAGACCGAGGGCAACGACGUGUGCAAGUACGACUUUGUGGAGGUGCGGAGUGGACUCUCCGCGGACUCCAGGCUCCAUGGAAAGUUCUGCGGCGUGGAAAAGCCAGAGGCCAUCACCUCUCAGUACAACAACAUGCGCAUCGAGUUCAAAUCCGACAACACCGUCUCCAAGAAGGGCUUCAAGGCUCAGUUCUUCUCAGAUAAGGACGAGUGCUCGAAGGAAAACGGCGGGUGCCAGCAUGAGUGUGUGAACACCUUCGGCAGCUACAGUUGUCAGUGUCGGAGCGGCUUCGUGCUGCAUGAGAAUAAACACGACUGCAAAGAAGCUGGCUGCGAUCACACCGUGAACAGCGUAAGCGGAACCAUCACUAGCCCCAACUGGCCUGAUAAGUACCCCAGCAAGAAGGCCUGCACCUGGGCCCUGUCCACCACGCCAGGACACCGCAUCAAAAUCGCCUUCAACGAAAUCGACAUGGAGCCCCACCUGGAGUGCGCCUACGACCACGUGGAGAUCUACGACGGGCGCGACGGCAAGGCGCCCAGCCUGGGCCGCUACUGCGGCUCCAAGAAGCCGCUGCCCGUCACGUCCAGCGGCAACCGGAUCUUCGUCCGUUUCUUCUCCGACAACUCUGUGCAGAAGAAAGGAUUCGAGGCCUCUCACACCGCAGAGUGCGGCGGUCAUCUCAAAGCAGAGGUCAAGACCAAAGACCUUUACUCGCACGCCCAGUUCGGGGACAACAACUACCCAGGCGCGUCCGACUGCCAGUGGGUGAUCUCUGCCGAGAAAGGUUACGGUGUGGAGCUCAUCUUCCAGACGUUCGAGAUCGAGGAGGAGGCCGACUGUGGCUACGACUACAUGGAGCUGUUCGACGGCGCAGACACCAAGGCGCCAAGGCUGGGUCGAUACUGCGGUUCUGGGCCUCCCGAGGAGAUCUACUCUGCUGGCGACUCUAUUGUCAUCAAAUUCCGCUCGGAUGACACCAUCAACAAGAAGGGAUUCCACGUUCGCUACACCAGCACUAAGUUUCAGGACACUCUCCACUCUCGUAAGAAGUGACCCCUAGUGGCCGGGAGGGGCCAUGCAAGGCCUAGGGGGAAGAGUAGGGGCCCCAAGGGGAGGGCCUCACCUGUCGCUCGGAGCCCCCCGGCCGCCAAGAACACCCAGACUCAACGGACCAGCCGCAAGAACGCCAACCGCACCUCAGUAGUUCCCAGGGGCUCUGGCGCCCCCUACUGACUGUGAGGAGUAAAGCCAUUCCGCAACCGACCUUGUUUUUACCUUUUUUAUGAUUAUGAUGUGAGGGUGGGCUUGGGGUAGGAG
Electrophorus electricus (electric eel) is the source of this 3263-nucleotide messenger RNA. It is a transcript of the gene bmp1a, whose product is annotated as bone morphogenetic protein 1a. The record is from RefSeq and is a predicted model, not a curated record. Lineage: Eukaryota; Metazoa; Chordata; Actinopteri; Gymnotiformes; Gymnotidae. Gene Ontology annotation, molecular function: metalloendopeptidase activity; zinc ion binding; calcium ion binding. Gene Ontology annotation, biological process: proteolysis.